AUGGCGCGGAUCCUGCGAGAAAACGGGAUCCCUGUCUGUCAAAUCCCAGACUCUGCUGUUGGUUAUGUUAUUGAUAAGGUCGACAAGAUUUUUUUUGGUGCCGAAGGAGUCGCAGAAUCUGGCGGAGUCAUUAAUCAAAUGGGCAGUUACCAGAUCGCGGUGCUCGCCAAAACCACCAACACACCAGUCUACGUUCUUGCCGAAAGCCACAAAUUCGUCCGACUGUACCCCCUGUCACCGGACGACCUUCCUACCGAGUACCCACUCGAAUUCACCACCAAAGUCGACGGCGAACGAGACAUCUCCGAAUCACCGCAAGUCGACUUCACGCCCCACCAGUACGUGACAGCCCUAAUAACCGAUCUCGGCACACUGACACCCAGCGGAGUCAGCGAGGAGCUCAUCAAGAUCUGGUUCGACUAA
Molecule: messenger RNA, 423 nt
Organism: Sugiyamaella lignohabitans
Lineage: Eukaryota; Fungi; Ascomycota; Dipodascomycetes; Dipodascales; Trichomonascaceae
Gene: GCN3
Product: translation initiation factor eIF2B subunit alpha
Exons: 1
Coding region: 1-423 (140 amino acids)
Biological process (GO): translational initiation
Cellular component (GO): eukaryotic translation initiation factor 2B complex
Molecular function (GO): translation initiation factor activity; guanyl-nucleotide exchange factor activity
Source: RefSeq, a predicted model, not a curated record